ACCCUCAAGGAACACAUGAGAAUCCACACUGGAGAGAAACCAUUCAACUGCUCCCUCUGUGGUACAGCGUUUACACAGAAAGGAAACCUCAAGAUUCACAUGAGAGUCCACACUGGAGAGAAACCAUUCGUCUGCUCCGUCUGUGGUAAAGGGUUUGCAAAGAAAGGAACCCUCAAGCGACACAUGAGAAUCCACACUGGAGAGAAAUCGUUCAUGUGCUUCGUCUGUGGGAGAGGUUUCACACAUAAGGGAAACCUCAAGCAACACAUGAAAAUCCACACUGGAGAGACACCAUUUGUCUGUUGCGUCUGUGGUAAAGGGUUUGUAAGGAAAGGAAAACUCAACAUACACAUGAGAAUCCACACUGGAGAGAAACCAUUCGUCUGCUCCGUCUGUGGUAAAGGGUUUGCUGAGAAAGGAAACCUCAACAAACACAUGAGAAUCCACACUGGAGAGAAACCAUUCGUCUGCUCCGUCUGUGGUAAAGGGUUUGGUGAGAAAGGGAACCUCAAGAUACACAUGAGAAUCCACGCUAGAGAAAACUUCGGAAGACGUGACGACGGGAUUGAGGAGACCCUCGAAGUAUUCCUUCCACUGCCCGACAAUCAGCUCGACAAUCAGCUGCUCGACGUCAGCAGCCCUCCACCUGCACUUUUCGAGUUUUUGCCGCCCGAGCCGCGGCACGCCUGGUCUGCCGGUACCCGUCAGCUGCCUCAGGAGUCCCACAGGCUAACAUGGACUGCUGCAUCGGCAAUGGAGGACGAGAACAUGGUCCAUUCGGACUCAAUGUCCCCAGCCUCCCUCGGGAGCCGGGAGAAGCUCUCCCGGAGGUGGGAGUUGAAGACCUCCCGAACAGAGGGUUCAGCCAGACGUUCCCAACAGACCCUCACAGUGCGUUUGGGCCUGCCAGGCACAGACAACAGUGAGAGCCCUCUCCCCAACCUGAAGGCGCAGAGAGGCGACCCUCUCGUUCACCAGGGUGAACCCCAACACAUGGCAGCUAAGCUGGGGAGCUAUGAGCAAGCCCACACCUGCCCGCCGCCUCUUACCGAGGGCAACUCCAGCGUAGUGGAGGGUCCAGCCCCUCUCAAGGAGCUGGGUUCCAGAGCCCAAUCUGUGCGUGGAGUGGUGUGUAAAGAGGAGGUUCCCUCUGAGCAGCGGGAGCAGACCCUCAGGUUUAAACGUAAACAAAACCUCAAGCAACACAUGAUAAUCCACACUGGAGAGAAACCAUUCAACUGCUCCCUCUGUGGUACAGCGUUUACACAGAAAGGAACCCUCACGAUUCACAUGAGAAUCCACACUGGAGAGAAACCAUUUGUCUGCUCCGUCUGUGGGAGAGGGUUUGCUGAGAAAGGACACCUCAAGACACACAUGAGAAUCCACACUGGAGAGACACCAUUUGUCUGCUCCAUCUGUGGGAGAGGUUUUACACAUAAAUCAAACCUCAACAGACACAUGAGAAUCCACACUGGAGAGAAACCAUUUGUCUGCUCCGUCUGUCGUAAAGGGUUUGCUGAGAAAAGAACCCUCAACCAACACAUGAGAAUCCACACUGGAGAGAAGCCAUUCGUCUGCUCCGUCUUUGGGAGAGGUUUUAUAGAUAAAGGAAACCUCAAGCAACACAUGAGAAUCCACACUGGAGAGAAACCAUUCAACUGCUCACUCUGUGGUACAGCGUUUACACAGAAAGGAACCCUCAAGAUUCACAUGAGAAUCCACACUGGAGAGAAACCAUUUGUCUGCUCCGUCUGUGGGAGAGGGUUUGCUGAGAAAGGACACCUCAAGACACACAUGAGAAUCCACACUGGAGAGACACCAUUCGUCUGCUCCAUCUGUGGGAGAGGUUUUACACAUAAAUCAAACCUCAACAGACACAUGAGAAUCCACACUGGAGAGAAACCAUUUGUCUGCUCCGUCUGUGGUAAAGGGUUUGCUGAGAAAAGAACCCUCAACCAACACAUGAGAAUCCACACUGGAGAGAAGCCAUUCGUCUGCUCCGUCUUUGGGAGAGGUUUUAUAGAUCAAGGAAACCUCAAGCAACACAUGAGAAUCCACACUGGAGAGAAACCAUUCAACUGCUCACUCUGUGGUAAAGGGUUUACAGAGAAAGGAACCCUCAAGAUUCACAUGAGAAUCCACACUGGAGAGAAACCAUUUGUCUGCUCCGUCUGUGGGAGAGGGUUUGCUGAGAAAGGACACCUCAAGACACACAUGAGAAUCCACACUGGAGAGACACCAUUCGUCUGCUCCAUCUGUGGGAGAGGUUUUACACAUAAAUCAAACCUCAACAGACACAUGAGAAUCCACACUGGAGAGAAACCAUUCGUCUGCUCCGUCUGUGGUAAAGGGUUUGCUGAGAAAAGAACCCUCAACCAACACAUGAGAAUCCACACUGGAGAGAAGCCAUUCGUCUGCUCCGUCUUUGGGAGAGGUUUUAUAGAUCAAGGAAACCUCAAGCAACACAUGAGAAUCCACACUGGAGAGACACCAUUUGUCUGCUCCCUCUGUGGUAAAGGGUUUGCAAAGAAAGGAACCCUCAAUAUACACAUUAGAACCCACACUGGAGAGAACCUGUAG
This is a messenger RNA of Myripristis murdjan (pinecone soldierfish), 2580 nucleotides long. Its product is annotated as zinc finger protein 585A-like. Gene Ontology annotation, biological process: regulation of DNA-templated transcription. The transcript is spliced from 7 exons. NCBI's taxonomy places the organism in Eukaryota, Metazoa, Chordata, Actinopteri, Holocentriformes, Holocentridae. The record is from RefSeq and is a predicted model, not a curated record. Gene Ontology annotation, molecular function: DNA-binding transcription factor activity, RNA polymerase II-specific; RNA polymerase II cis-regulatory region sequence-specific DNA binding. Bases 16 to 2580 code for a protein of 854 amino acids.